AGAAAAUUCGAGUCUCGUUUACAGCUCACUACCCAAAAUCCACCGAAAAGAUGUCUUCUCCAGCAAUGAAGUAUUUCCCCAAGGCACAGACAGAGUUCAGUACGACGAUACCGAUGAUUGCCAAUGGCAAUGCCUUCCUCGGUGAUAUCUCAACCAGCCUUGACAAAGAAAAGCCGAUAUCGGCUGGGUUCUAUCGAUUGGAACCCGGCCCAGCGCUCGAUUACACAUAUACCUACGACGAGAUGAAGAUCAUCGUCUCGGGGUCGUUCGAUAUCACCGACGAGUCGGGAACGACAGCCCAUGCCGUGCCUGGGGACGUCUUCUACUUCCCCAAGGGCGCCAAGAUCCAUUUCGAGACGACUGAGGGGGGACUGGCAUUUUUCACGGGCCAAAGGGCGGAAGGCGGCGCAUGAAGAGGUGUAAUUAUUGCCAAAGCCUAUAUGUGGUUGGGCUGCUUAAGUGUGGGUGUGCCAGGAACUUGCACUGAUCGAAGAUAUAUUUGCAAAUCUCGAUGGACGAAUACCAGGUAGACCUAUACCGGAGGUCUUGUGGAAAUGUGAAUCAAAUUAAGGGACGCUUUUCGUCCCCAAUAUUAAUGAUAACGCCACGCUGUCAAAUCC
This is a messenger RNA of Eremomyces bilateralis CBS 781.70, 620 nucleotides long. RefSeq lists its product as uncharacterized. NCBI's taxonomy places the organism in Eukaryota, Fungi, Ascomycota, Dothideomycetes, Eremomycetales, Eremomycetaceae. The coding region runs from base 51 to 413 and encodes 120 amino acids. The record is from RefSeq and is a predicted model, not a curated record. The transcript has 2 exons.